Messenger RNA from Sorex araneus (European shrew), 5271 nucleotides. RefSeq names its product myocyte enhancer factor 2D (gene MEF2D). The record is from RefSeq and is a predicted model, not a curated record. Lineage: Eukaryota; Metazoa; Chordata; Mammalia; Eulipotyphla; Soricidae. The transcript is spliced from 12 exons. The coding region runs from base 473 to 2026 and encodes 517 amino acids. Gene Ontology annotation, molecular function: RNA polymerase II cis-regulatory region sequence-specific DNA binding; DNA-binding transcription factor activity, RNA polymerase II-specific; protein dimerization activity. Gene Ontology annotation, biological process: positive regulation of transcription by RNA polymerase II; cell differentiation.
CCCCUCAAGCUAGGCUGAGCUGUGCCUACGUCGGCCUCGACUCCCGGGGGCUGGAGGAGUUACCUUUGGAGCCCGAAAGGAGGAAGGAAGCAAAAUAUCAACAACUGCCGAGGCGGCUCGGGCGCUCGGCCGCGCUUCCCCGCCUGCCCGUCGCCCGCCUGCCAGCCCCGCGCCCACGACGGGGGCCCAGGCCCCCCGGCGCCGCCCAGGGCCCGCGCGGACGCCGGCCUCAUUUAUUAUUCCCCGCGCCGAGAGCUGCGGCUUCCUGGUGUGGAAGAUCUCUCGGACUAGGGUCGCGGGCUGCCCACUCCCGGCCGUGACACCCCCCUUCUCCCAGCGGGGCUGGCUGUGCAGUGUCCUGCAGACCAUGAACUGAGCACUGGUACCAGACUGUUGAUGAGCACAGUUUAAGGCGUGCAGAAACUGCCACCCAGCAACCUCCCCGCCCCCAGCACUGAGGAUCCCCAAGAAGAUGGGGAGGAAAAAGAUCCAGAUCCAGCGAAUCACUGAUGAGCGGAACCGGCAGGUGACGUUCACCAAGAGGAAGUUCGGGCUGAUGAAGAAGGCGUACGAGCUGAGCGUGCUGUGCGACUGCGAGAUCGCCCUCAUCAUCUUCAACCACUCCAACAAGCUGUUCCAGUACGCCAGCACCGACAUGGACAAGGUGCUGCUCAAGUACACGGAGUACAACGAGCCGCACGAGAGCCGCACCAACGCCGACAUCAUUGAGACCCUGAGGAAGAAGGGCUUCAAUGGCUGCGACAGCCCCGAGCCCGACGGGGAGGACUCGCUGGAGCAGAGCCCCCUGCUGGAGGACAAGUACCGGCGCGCCAGUGAGGAGCUGGACGGGCUCUUCCGGCGCUAUGGGUCCACCGUCCCGGCCCCCAACUUCGCCAUGCCCGUCACGGUGCCCGUGUCCAACCAGAGCUCCCUGCAGUUCAGCAACCCCAGCGGCUCCCUGGUCACGCCCUCCCUGGUGACGUCGUCCCUCACAGACCCCCGGCUCCUCUCCCCACAGCAGCCAGCCCUGCAGAGGAACAGCGUGUCUCCCGGCCUGCCCCAGCGGCCGGCCAGUGCGGGGGCCAUGCUGGGGGGAGACCUCAACAGUGCGAACGGAGCCUGCCCCAGCCCUGUUGGGAAUGGCUACGUCAGCGCGCGGGCUUCCCCUGGCCUCCUCCCUGUGGCCAAUGGCAACAGCCUAAACAAGGUCAUCCCUGCCAAGUCUCCACCCCCGCCCCCCCACAGCGCCCAGCUGGGCACCCCAAGCCGCAAGCCUGAUCUGAGAGUCAUCACUUCCCAGGGAGGAAAGGGGUUAAUGCAUCAUUUGACUGAGGACCACUUAGACCUGAACAACGCCCAGCGCCUUGGGGUCUCCCAGUCUACCCACUCGCUCACCACCCCAGUGGUUUCCGUGGCGACGCCGAGUUUACUCAGCCAGGGCCUCCCCUUCUCCUCCAUGCCCACCGCCUACAACACAGAUUACCAGCUGACCAGCGCCGAGCUCUCCUCCUUACCAGCCUUCAGCUCUCCAGGGGGCUUGUCACUAGGCAGUGUCACCGCCUGGCAGCAGCCCCCACAGCCCCAGCAGCCGCCGCCGCAGCCCCCGCAGCCCCAGCCCCAGCCGCAGCCCCAGCAGCCGCCGCCACCACCGCAGCCGCAGCCGCAGCCGCAGCCACACCUGGUCCCUGUGUCUCUCAGCAACUUACUCCCGGGCAGCCCUCUGCCCCAUGUGGGCGCUGCCCUCACGGUCACCACCCACCCCCACGUCAGCAUCAAGUCGGAGCCAGUGUCCCCCAGCCGCGAGCGCAGCCCCGCGCCGCCCCCGCCAGCAGUGUUCCCCGCCAGCCGCCCUGAGCCUGGCGAGGGGCUCAGCAGCCCGGCGGGGGGCUCCUAUGAGACGGGGGACCGGGAUGAUGGCCGGGGGGACUUCGGGCCCACGCUGGGCCUGCUGCGCCCGGCGCCCGAGUCUGAGGCCGAGGGCUCCGGCGGGAAGAGGAUGCGGCUGGAUACCUGGACAUUAAAGUGACGGUCCCCAUCCCCCCUCUCUGCCUCCCUGACGAAGAGUUGACAAUCUCACCGCCCACCCGCCCUGCCCCGGGCUCCUCCCGCUCGCCCCCACUCCCUUUCUCGUGCUUCGUGUCCUGUUGACGGUUACGUUUGUGUAUAAUUAUUAUUAUUAUAUUAUUAUUAUUAUAUUUUUUUUAAUUUGGAUUCUCGCUUUGGAGAGGGCGAUGCUCCAUCCCCUCUUUCUGCACCCCCCCGCCGUUUUCACUGGCUGGGGGGGGCUCUUUUUUGCGGGAAGGGGGUACACUUUGCACGUUGUACACAUAUGCUGCAGGAGGGGGGGCCCGAUAGGCCUUUGGGAAAGGACCGGUGCCGAGCCCUGCAUGCGGAGCCCUCCCACCCCAUCCCCCAGAUUGAGGGAAAUAACCAAAAAUCUACCAAACAGCAAGACCCCCUCACACACCCCAGACCGGAAGCCCGGGGUCCCCUGGAUGGGCAGGUCCGCGUUUCAGGAUGGGUGCGCCGAGUUUCUGCUUCUGGAUUGUUCCUGGAGCCCUGGGCAUGCGGGCUGGAGGCUCCCGCCAGCCCCUGCACACCAGAGCCCCAGGGUGGGCGGCCACGAGGGCCACCUAGGGGAUGGAGGCCCUGAAGCACACUGAAAGAAGACAGCCAUGAGGAGGGCUGGGGAGGGCAGGGCCGGGCCAGGCCAGGCUGGGCGCUGGGCCCCCUACCUGGCGUGCUCCCCCAGACGCGCAGUGCAAUAGCCCCCCGCCCCUCCGCCUGGUGUGGGGGUCCGGGGAGGAGCCUUUCAUUGUGGGGCCAGUGUGGGCGGGCUGUCCCUUCCCUGCACGCACACGUCCCCAGGAGUGGGUUUGUGGUGGGAGGAACAUGGCCGGCCUGUCCCCCACCUCCCUCCCAGACCCUCUCCCGCCCUCCUCCUGGCUCCUUCCUCUCCUGACCCCACCUCCCUGCUCUUGGCGCCCUCAUUGUCUCGCUACCUCCUGUCCCACCACCCCAGGCCGGAUCCCACCUUCCCUCUUGGCUACUGUAAUUGUAAAUAGCAACCUUUGGAAACCCUUAGCAGUGUAACAGUCCAGGAAACUGUUGGUUUUUUUUGUUGUUGUUGUUGUAUUGAUAUGAAAUGAGAUUCUAUUUUUGUCAAAGUAUAUUGUAAUAAUAAUGACUCAAACGGCCCGUACUGUACAGACAAGAUUCUUCUGCUGUGGUUCUUGCUCCCCGCCCGCCCCUCCCAGAAUCUCCCCCUCUCCGCUGCCUCCCCAGGGGGCUAUGGCAGUGGGGGGAGGUCCUGAGACCUAAGGCUGGACCGCAGAUCAAACUGGAGGGGGCAGGCCCCCAGCCUACUCCCUGUAACCCACCCUCAGGAGCCCGGUAGGAGGCCUAGCAGGAGGGCAGGAGGAUGAAGGGCCGACGGGUGGCAUCUGUGUCCUCCUUCACAGGAGCCUGGCGCCCAGUUCGGGAGAGAGAGGCAGACAUGGCCCAGCUGUGCAGUGGGUGACUGUCGUGGCGCACUCUGAUGGUGUAGACAGGGCGCAGGGAAGGACUCGGCAGCAGAGGGGGCUGCGCCGGAGUCUCCUGAGGGCAGCCAGCGUCUGUCUGUGUGUGUGUGUGUGUGUGCACGGGCACCUCUGCGGGGCCGUGAGCGAGUUGGGUGCUGAGCUCAGAGGGACCAGCGCCAUCCUGGCUCCCUGACCGGCUGUCCGCCCAUCCCCUCACUGUCUCCUGCCAGCCGGGGGACCUGCUGCUGCAGUCAGGGCAUCUAGCCAUUGCCCUUCUCCCUUCUCCUUUCAGCCCUCCUUCCCCCUCACCCCCGGGGGCGCCUCACACGGCUGCCCAACCCACACCUCAGCUCCCUCAGGUCCCCCUCUUUACCCACCCCAGUCCCAGGGGAAAGGCCAGUUCCUCUUCCUAGCUACAGCCUUGGGCCCGCUGGGCCGUGGGCCUCCCAGCCUGCCCUGCACCCCUACACCCCUCCCCAGUGAGCACACAGCUUGCCCAGCCUGGGGGCAUUUGGUCAGGGCCCAGAGAAAGCAGGGUAUGGCCCUUGCAUGUGCGCAUGCACCCCGGAACCUGGCACAUAGUUGGCACUCAGCUGCUGAGCGGGUGUCUGGCUGGAUGCAGGUGCUCAAACAAUGCAGAACGACCGGCCGCCCCUUCUCAGGCUGCUCCCGCCUGCCGGCCGGGCCCCCCACCUUCAGCACGGGCCCCGCCGCUCUCGGUGCAAUAUUCUCCAGGUCUCCCGCAGAUCGCAGCGGCAAACCUGGCUUUCGAUUCCCAUGUGUGCAUGUGUGUGUAUGUGUGUGUGUGUGUGCGUGUGUGUGACUUCUUCUCUUUCCCUGGGGACAGGGGGCGGUCUGUGAAUGGAUCUGUGACAUUUCUACAGUUCAGUAUCCCAAGGUUCCUCUUAGGGGUCGGGGCCCCUGGGAACCCAGCCCUCAAGUGUGGACUUCAUUUCUUUCUCUCACAAGCCAAAUUUGCCUCCACCCACUCCUUCCUCUGAAGAACUGGGCGCUUGCCAAAGUCAUCACUGGAGUUACCCACUGCCCCUCCCCUCCCCAGGUUCCCACAGAUUAUGGGGACAGUGGGUCAGAGGACCCCCCUCCCGCCAGGGAACACCCACUUCCCUGACUGCUCCCCACCUCGGACAGGAAGGAAGCAAUGCACCUUCUCUUGCUGAUUAUUUAUUUGUUUGGAGAGACAGAAAUGAUGUAAAAGUGUAUCUAGAAAUAUCUAUAUAUAUUUUUAACUGACUCUGGAAUCCCCUGGGGUGGGGUGGGGUGGGGGGUGUGUCUCAGCGUUGAGGAGGGGUGGUGACAGGGAGCCUGAGCCUGGGAAUCAGUUCUCCCCUCUGCCACCCCCCCAGCCCCGGUCGGAGGAAUGGGGCGUUUGUAUGGAAGUGGGGGGCUGGAGUGUUACAUGGAGAAUCUGGAUUCUCUGUCUUCCCCAUGCACAUGGCGCGGGGGAGAGCAGUGGGGGACAGGCCAUGGAGGCGCCCCACCCCCGAGCCCGACAAUCACCCACACUCCGGGGCUCCUCCUGGGCCCUGGGCAGGCGACUCCCAGGUGUGUGGCUGUUGAUUCGUUUUCAAUAUUUUCUUUUCGUGCUGUACGGUGAUGCUUUCUUAGUAUUCUACACAAUAAGAACAGGCAAAGUCCUCGAGAUUCUUAUGAGUUUUGUUUGAGAACUCUUUCACUAUAUUUGUUGUAAAGAGGUUUACUAUUAAAAGAAAAAGACCACACGUUUGUGAUA